Molecule: messenger RNA, 1908 nt
Organism: Auanema sp. JU1783
Lineage: Eukaryota; Metazoa; Nematoda; Chromadorea; Rhabditida; Rhabditidae
Source: the annotation of a GenBank genome assembly
AUGGUUGCGGCUUCCCCAAGAUUGGAUGUAAAUAAUCCGUUUUUACGAAAAAUUAUAAGUGAACAACGCUUGAAGACCUGGGAAUUCGAAGAGGAACAGCAAAGAGAAAUUAUUGAAAAAAGUUUAAAAGAUAUUUCACGAUCCGCUAUUGCCUGCAAACGCUACACCCGCAAUGUCAUCGAAGAUCACAGUCGUUUAUUAACAGAAAUAGAAAAUGUUCAUAAAGAACUGAAUAAAUUGGCGGAAUUUGAUAAGCAAACUCACAAAUUAUCGGAUGCAGACAAAGCCACCUGGUUGACUGCGGCAACAAUUAUGAAAGCAAGCCAUUCUUUUGCGGAAUCCCAUAAGGAACAAAGAGAUACCUUUGUUACUUCCAUAGUUGAGAUGCAGCGUCUGGUUCUGAAGAUCCUAAACUUUGGAGUUAAACACUUCACUUGUUCACGGUUAAUUGUUGAUAAAAGCAAAUGCUCCUUCCGUGAUGAUCAUAACUGUAAAUUAGAACAGAAGAAAUGUCGUAAAACGUGCCUGUGUUCUGAUUGCGAAAGCCCGCUACCUGAUAUUUCUCCGUACUUAGGCAAUCGUACUGGACGUGAUAUACCCUGUGCAAAUCCUUGUACGAAUGAAGAGGACUCCACGGCAACUGUGUCUUCAGAAUUAAAAGAAAUAAAACAGCGUGUCUAUGAACAAUCCCAAAUAACUCGAGGAAUCCUCACAGAUUUGCAAGUCUCUCAAAAUGCGAAUGAGAUGCUUCAAGCAAAAGUUGUUCGAAGGGCUAUUGAUGACAUCUCCAGCUACCCAAAUGAAGAUUUAGAAAAUGAUAAGCAAGCUUGCAAUCAACGAAAACGGAGGAAAACCUCUUUUUCCGAAGACAGUAACGAUUUUGCGAACACUUCGAAAAGGGAAAAAGUACUGCCACUUGUCGACAGGAAUCAGAAAUUUGCCAACUGUUCUCUACCCGAAAACCAAGUUACCUCAAAAGAGUGUUCUUCUAUAAGUUCUUCUGAUUGCAACAAACUUUCUUCCACCUCAAGCAAUUUGAAUUCCAACAGCUACGCCUACAUUAAACUAGAGCCAGUGGAUGAGUGUGAUGGAACACUAAAACCCGAAUUAGAUUCUGAAAGAGGUUCAAUUGAUAUGGAGAUUGAUUCCGAAUCUCAGAACACAACUUGUGAUGAGGCUAUAGGGGAUAUUAAAGAUGAAAUACCGUGCGUUCCUUCGAGCUGUCCGGAAGAAUUCAUACGAAAACAAUUAAAUGCCCCGAGUAUAGCAAAAGAAGAAACUUUAUAUCCAACAUCUAGUUAUCAAAUCUCUCAUUACGACAAAAUGAUCUCAAGCCCGAAGGUAACAUUAAACAUCACUCCAUUAUCCGGCGAUGAAAAUGAACCAGGAUCGAAAAGAGAAAAAAGUGGAUGUCCAUCCAGCAUUACAAAAUCGAAAGCUCCCGAACAAAGUGUAUCAAACAUAAUCGGAAAACGCCUUGUUUGUAGUCAAACAGUACCAGAAGCUAAUGUAGAAUCUGUUCUUCAUGCUGCUUUGAAACGACCUCUAGCAACUCCGAAGUCCGAGCCACCUAAAGUAGUGACACCCACUUUACCGGGAGUGUCUUCAACACCAUUCAUGGGUAGUUCGAUGAUUCCACCGCCUUUCCCUAAUCCGCACAUGUUUAUGUACAUGCCUGGACCUCCUCCACCUUUCCCAUUUCCACCUUGGCCUUAUCCGAUGCCUCCCCCCAAAAAUGGGCCAGAAGCAUAUCAUGUUCCGCCUCCUCCUAUGAUGCCUCAAUGGAUGUCAAACUUCUAUGGUCACAUACCACCAUUCAACUCUUUUUCUCUACCUGCCAGGCCCCAUAGUCGUCGGCAUCCAGAACAUGAACCAGCAGAUCCAGAGACGAAUAAUCGGAAGCAUUAG